Messenger RNA from Pistacia vera, 720 nucleotides. RefSeq names its product NAC domain-containing protein 41-like. NCBI's taxonomy places the organism in Eukaryota, Viridiplantae, Streptophyta, Magnoliopsida, Sapindales, Anacardiaceae. Gene Ontology annotation, biological process: regulation of DNA-templated transcription. Gene Ontology annotation, molecular function: DNA binding. The transcript has 3 exons. Bases 1 to 720 code for a protein of 239 amino acids. The record is from RefSeq and is a predicted model, not a curated record.
AUGAUGCCAACUGGGUUCAGAUUCAAUCCCACUGAUGAAGAGCUCAUUCAUAUACUGGAAAAAAAAGUAACUGGCCAAGAAAUGCUUCUCCAGAACACUUUCAUUGUUGAAAGAAACGUAUAUGAGCUUGAUCCACAAGAUCUUGAAUGGGAUCGCACGGUGCUCUUAUCGAAUAAUGAGAGAUAUUGUUAUUAUCUUAGGGAAACUGAUUCUAGAGAAGUAUCAGGUCGAGGAUGGUGGAGAGCUACCGGCCAUGUUAAGAAAAUUUACGCUAAAAAGGGCCAUGUGAUAGGCUACAAGAGGCCGUUGACAUUUCUUCGGUUCAUCAAUAGGGAAAGAAAGCGUAAAAAUUCCUUCAAGACUAAUUGGAUUAUGCAUGAAUAUAGCCUACAUUCCAACACAACGAAAUGGAGAAUUUGUAAGAUCAAGUAUAAAGGAAAAGAAAGCAUAAAAGAAGAGCUGAAGAACAUCAGAAAAGGUCACAUCUCAAGGAAUGAUUUGAAAGCCACCGGUUCAACAAUGGAACAGGAGAAACAGCCAGCACCUUUAGAGCUAGACUACAUGUAUGAAUCUUAUUCUGAAGGCAGCAACUCAACUGGAAUGAUGCUGGAUUUUGUUUGUAAUCAACAGCAACCUUAUAUAAUUUUAGGCAAAACAUGCAAAUGGAAGAGAUUGAUGAGCAAAAGCAGUACCCAAAAGGUUCAUAUGAUCCAAUCUUGA